AAGAUGUUUUCGGGGUUCUAACUUGUGCGUCUCGGUUCCUCAGAGCUCUGAAGACGGUGGAUGAACUCGCUCAGAAGGUGGAAUUCAAUGGUCCGUCCAUCAGCAUCACUUCCAGACAUCUAGCUUUAGGGAUUUCAACAUUUAACACCACCGUGUUCAAUGGCACGUCCUUCAGUGCCCUCAUACCCACCAACACCACCAACCCUAAGGUUGUCUUUGAGUCGGAGAGUGUUGACCCUGUGGCUCAGGUCAGACUUCCUGCCUCUCUGCUGUCCAGCGUCUCUCUCACUGAGUCCAACAGAGCAGUUCUGUCCAGGAUCAACUUCAUGUUCUUCAAAAAGACCAGUCUCUUCCAGCGGGAGCAGGACGGUCGGUCUUUGAACAGCUAUGUUGUAGCGAGCAGUGUGGGGAACUUGUCCAUCAGUGACCUGAAGGAUCCUGUGGAGAUUGAGAUUGUGCACCUGUCAGAGCAGCUCACUCUGAAUCCAGUGUGUAUGUUCUGGGACUUCUCUCUCAACAAUGGAGCUGGUGGCUGGAACGCAGACGGCUGCAGCGUGUCUGAACAGUCGAGCAGCAACAAAACCGUGUGUCUGUGCGAUCACAUGACACACUUUGGCAUCCUUAUGGACAUAUCUGGUGUCUCAGCUCACAUCGAUUCAAAGAACAACAAGAUUCUGACUUUCAUCACAUACAUUGGCUGCGGCGUCUCCGCCAUCUUCUCCGCCGCUACACUGCUCACAUAUGUCGCCUUCGAAAAAAUCCGCCGUGACUAUCCGUCAAAGAUCCUGAUGAACCUCAGCUCGUCGCUGCUCUUCCUCAACAUGACCUUCCUGCUCGACGGUUGGUUGGCCGCUCUGGACGCUCCCUGGCUCUGCGUGUCCGUGGCCGUCUUCCUGCACUACUUCCUGCUCACCACCUUCACCUGGAUGGGUCUGGAGUCCAUCCACAUGUACAUCGCUCUGGUCAAAGUCUUCAACACCUACAUUCGCAGAUACAUCCUGAAGUUCUGCGUCGUGGGCUGGGGUCUUCCUGCCGUGGUGGUGGGAAUCGUGGUCGCGGUGGACAAAAAUUCGUACGGGCUGCAGGAGUACGGCAGAGUGGAGGCGGGGGAGGGGUCCGAGUUCUGCUGGAUCAAGAACCAGGUGGUCUUCUACGUCACCUGCGUCGGUUACUUCUGUGUGGUUUUCCUGCUCAACGUGGCCAUGUUCGUGGUGGUGAUGCUGCAGAUCUGCGGCCGCAACGGUAAACGCAGCAACCGCUCGCUGCGAGAGGAGAUUCUGAGAAACCUGCGCAGCGUCAUCAGCCUCACUUUCCUGCUCGGGAUGACGUGGGGCUUCGCUCUGUUUGCCUGGGGCCCCGUCAGCCUCGCCUUCAUGUACCUGUUCUCCAUCUUCAACUCGCUGCAAGGUCUCUUCAUCUUCAUCUUCCACUGCGCCAUGAAGGAAAAUGUCCAGAAGCAGUGGAGGAGAUACCUGUGCUGUGGACGCUUCAGGCUGUCAGACAACUCAGACUGGAGUAAGACGGCGACCAACAACACAAAGAAAGUGAGCUCAGACAACCUGGGCAAGUCUCUGUCGUCCAGCUCGUUCAGCUCCAGCACAGCAAACUGGACGUCAAAGGCUAAAGCUACACUUAACCCAUUCACCAAACGACACAGUAACACAGAUAAAAGUUACUCCAACCAGACCAGCCCUAAGUGUGUCUCCUCGUCCUCGUCCUCCUCAGACAUGGAGCCGUCCUCGUCCUCGUCCUCCAUCCUCCCUGUCAGCCAGAUGAUUGACAAGGUGAAAGGUUACUGCUCCACACGUUCUGACAAUUUCUACAAGAACAUCAUCAUGUCCGACAGCUUUGCCCACAGCACCAGGUUCUAGAACUGUCCUCAAGGGUUCUGGGUCCUGGAACUGCUCAGUUGUUCUCAGUGACAGAGGGAGCUUUAAUUAAAUUUCACAAAACAAAGGACAACAGCGGGAUCUGACCCGACUUCUCUGUGAAACCACCGCCAGUGCUAAAGAACCACCCAGGUUCUAGAGCAGAAUCAUUCAGGCUCUAGAACAAUCAGCAACAUUCUAGUACCUAAAGAAUCACCCAGCUUGUAGAACAGAACCACACAGGCUCCAGAACAAUCAAGAACAUUGUAGAACUCCUCAUGAGUCUCAGCCACACAAGCGUUGUAGAACAUUUACCAAGGCCCAUCCAAAGGUUCUAUGUAAUUGAACAUGUUCAAACUUUCUGAGCCUCCCGCAAUUGUAGAACCUCUUCAAGAGUUUGAGAACUCCCCCUGUUCUUAGUCAGAAUGGAGGAUUCCACCCUCCAACAUUCCAGAAACCUCCAACAACAUUGUGAAUUUGUGUGUGAUGGAAUGUGUGAGAAAGUUCUGAAAGACUCAACAACGUUCUAGAGUCCUGGAGAAGAACAUUCAGAACAUUCCAGUGUGUGAAGGAACACAUUAGAACUGUUACUCUGUGGAACCUCCAACGCUUUUGAGCACAACUCAUCGCAACAGAGGACUACAACAGUCUAGGACCCUCUAGAACAUUCUAGAAUCCUGCUUGUGAUAGAACACAUGAGAACACGUUAGAAGUCUCUUAGAGUCCCUAAGUCCUCUGGAACCUCUUGAAGCAGCCAAGAAUGUUUUGGAUCUGUGUUUCUGUCAUUCAAGAACCUCAAGUUAAAAUAAACGUUUGUCAGAGCAGUUUGCUACUGUCAUAAUCUGCUGACUCACCUUCAUCACAGUCACAGAAUAAUGUCUGUGAAAGGUCAGAGGAACCUGACGUGCUCGUGUGUGUGCUCAGUUCUGGACUCGGUUCUGGACUCAGUGCAGGUCAGAGUUUCAAUGAUGAUGAUGACGUGUGGAAAAAGUCGAUCCAGAAACAAAGCUGAGACUGUGCAGAUGUUCCUCAGUGGAAUGUGAGGAACGUGGAAACAUCAGAACCUCGCGUUUGGCUCAGAACCUCCUUCAUGUCACCUGUGGAUGAACGGAUGAAUCUUGGAUGAAUUUUCUGUGAUUUUUCAGCUUCUUAAAUGUGAAUAUUUUCUGUUUUCUUUGCUCCAUAAAAACAAAGAAAUCAUUCAAACAUCAUCAUUUUGUGUUUGUGGACAAAAACGAGACGUUUGAGAACGUCGUCAUUUCAGAGUUUGACAAACACUGAUCAAUAUUUUCUGAACAAACAACUGAUCGAUUAAUGGAGAAAAGAAAAGACAGAUGAAUGGAUGAAUAAGAGCUUUUAGUAAGGACAUUGUUAAAGUGGUCAUGUGACUGUGAUGAUGUGUUCAUGAACAGGAUUUCAAACGUGACGCUGUCAUACUUCAUGGAUUCCUACGUUUGUCAUCAUCUGUGUUAGUUCAUGUGAACACAAGUGAAAGAAAAUAACCCUUUCAUUUCGUCCUACGGUUCAGUGUUUUUUUCCGCGACGUUAAUCAGUGUGAGAUAUGAGUUAAACAAACGUCCAUGUUUGUCUUCAGUUUUCUCGUUUCCAUGGCGACGGAUGAACGCGUUGAUUGUCGCUCAGAGAUGAAGGACGAAUGAAAGCGGAGAUUUAUAACAAUUCUACUAAAGCAGAUGUGAAAGCAGCAAAAGUCCAUUUUAUUGUAAUUCUUUAGAUUAAAUCACACUCGCCGUAACUGAAGUUUUCCACGUGUUUGUGGUUCAGGCGUUGCUAAGCACAUGCUAACAGUUAGCAGCUGGCAGGCGUGUAACUAUGAUAACAAUGUAACGUUUUCAUGAGUUCAAUCUACUGCGGCCAUUUUGGUUUUCUUCCAUUUUCUUUGUUUAAAAACAUUUGUGUGUAAUCUGUAAUCUACACACACACACACACACACACGGGACAGCAAUGUAAAAAAAAAAGUACAUUUCACAGGAAAUGAUCCAGUUUUAUUUCCUGUUUCAACUCACAGAAGCUAAGCUAAGCUAGGGGACGGACGCUGUUCACACACAGGUGUGUGUGUGAACAUGUAAACAUGUUUUUGUGUGGUUGUAAAAGUAAUCUGAUUACUUGUGUGUUUCCUCUCUUACUUAAUUUAAACAUUUCUGCAGUAACUGAUGAAUAUACACGACCUUGUCUGUCUAUGUUGUUUGCUACAUGUAUUAUUAUUAUUAUUAUUAUUGUUGUUGUUGUUGUUGUUAUUACAAUGUUGUUGUUGUUGUUGUUUGGAUGGUGAUGUUCACUGUAGCAUCUCAACAUUAAAGGGAAAUGAAAGACCUGAAA
Molecule: messenger RNA, 4205 nt
Organism: Solea senegalensis (Senegalese sole)
Lineage: Eukaryota; Metazoa; Chordata; Actinopteri; Pleuronectiformes; Soleidae
Product: adhesion G-protein coupled receptor G6-like
Exons: 13
Biological process (GO): cell surface receptor signaling pathway; heart trabecula formation; adenylate cyclase-activating G protein-coupled receptor signaling pathway
Cellular component (GO): membrane
Molecular function (GO): laminin binding; G protein-coupled receptor activity
Source: RefSeq, a predicted model, not a curated record